GUCACAGCAUAAUGGACCGCACACCCGUCAUCUGUGACUAUGGUUCUGGCUCCAGCAAGGUGGGCUUUGCAGGAACUGAGGCCCCCCUGGCUGUCUUCCCCACCAUCCUCGGGAAACUGAAAUAUGAUAACCUGCUAGUGGGGUUGGAAAAGGAAGACUGGUUCAUUGGAGGUGAGGCCCAGAAUAAUCUACUUCAUCUGAACUUGUACUACCCCAUCACCCGGGGAACCAUUACCAACUGGGACAAUAUGGAGAAGAUUUGGCAUCACUCUUUCUACAGUGUUCUCCGAAUUGCCCCUGAUCAGCAUCCCAUAAUGAUAACAGAGCCGCCGUUAAACAAGAAGGAUGUUAAAUGGAGAAUGACGCAGAUCCUAUUUGAAACCUUCAACAUUCCUGCCCUGUUCCUGGCUAAUCAAGGGGUCCUCUCCUUAUACGCUACUGGCAGAACCUCUGGAACAGCUAUUGAAUCAGGAGAGGGGAUGACUUACUUGGUGCCCAUCAUUAAUGGCUAUCCUUUGGAACUGUCGACCACCAGGAUGGAGGUAGCUGGCUUCGACUUGACCCAGCACCUCAUGAAACUGCUGUCAAACAAUGGAAAAUUUUCCGUGACCACAGCUGAGCAAGUCUACAUCCGAGAACUGAAAGAGAAGCACUGCUAUGUGGCACUGGACUAUGACAUGGAGGUAGCAAAAACCUCACAUCCCAGCUACCAGAAGAAACUCCAGCUGCCAGAUGGCAAGGAAAUCAUACUAGGGCAAGAGGCUUUCAUGUGCUCAGAAGGACUCUUCAACAGCAGCCUCCUUGGAAUGAGCAACCAGGGGAUCCACAUGUUGGCCCGGCAGACCAUCACAUCCUGUGACAACUCCCACUGGAAGACUCUCUUCAGUCAUAUCACGCUAUCUGGUGGCACUGGUUCCUUCUCAGGCCUACGAUUGCGGCUGCAGGGUGAACUAUCAAAGCUGGCCCCUCCAGACAUCAAUGUGAAGGUGGUCGCCUCUCCGUACGCCAAGUACAGUGCCUGGAUAGGUGGCUCCAUCUUGUGUUCUCUCCCUGUGUUCGAGGACAUGUGGGUCAGAAGCCAGGAGUAUAAGGAAAUUGGCCCUGCUGUUAUGUUUAGAAGAAGCUUCUGAUCUUUCGCCCGGGGCCAACAUCACCGUGCCCAGGGUGAGCCUCAGCGUUGCCACAAACUCGCAGGAAGACCCCCUCUUUUCCUGGAGGAUAGUAAAAGUGUGCAACACUCGUUCACUCUGCCCGGCUGAGUGGCCCCUGGAGUAUCCCACUGCAGCGGGUGCUGGUUCUUGUCUGUUAGUCAGGAUAAGUCAGUGACGCUGCAUAACAAGCAUCCCCAGCUCCCAGUGUCACAAAGGGUGCUUUGCCAGUCACCCUGCUGCCUGCACCCUGAGGUAGGGGUUAUCACCCUCACUUGGGGCCCAUCACCCUCACUUGGGGCCUUCCGCUAAAGCAAACACCACCCGUGCGCAGCACUGGCAAAAUUAGGAGUUUCUUAGUAGAUUUUCUUUUGCUCUAACAAAACACGGGAUACCGGGUCAUUUAUGAAGAACAGGGGUUUAUUUAGCUCACAGGCUCAGGAACAUGACACCAGCCUCUGCGAGGGUCAUUCUUGCCUUGUUAAAACAGGGCAGAACAUUGUGGACUCAGGGAGCAACAUGUAAGCUUGACUCUCUUCCGCCUCCUUUUCUCCCUCCUCCUCUUCCUCCUCCUCUCCCUCCUCCUCUUCUUUUUUUUCUUUUCUAGAAAAAAAUUAGCUUAAUUUUUUUGAAAUUGAGAGCUAG
Meriones unguiculatus (Mongolian gerbil) is the source of this 1793-nucleotide messenger RNA. RefSeq lists its product as uncharacterized. The transcript is spliced from 8 exons. NCBI's taxonomy places the organism in Eukaryota, Metazoa, Chordata, Mammalia, Rodentia, Muridae. The coding region runs from base 12 to 1130 and encodes 372 amino acids. The record is from RefSeq and is a predicted model, not a curated record.